Coregonus sp. 'balchen' is the source of this 18429-nucleotide messenger RNA. The record is from the annotation of a GenBank genome assembly. Lineage: Eukaryota; Metazoa; Chordata; Actinopteri; Salmoniformes; Salmonidae.
AUGCAGGAGUCUGAGCCCACCGUGUGCCAGCUGCAGCCUAACAUCAUCUCGGUGCGUCUCUUCAAGAGAAAGGUGGGUGGGCUGGGCUUCCUUGUCAAGCAGCGCGUCUGCAAGCCGCCCGUCAUAGUGUCCGACCUGAUCCGGGGCGGGGCGGCCGAAGAGUGUGGCCUGGUCCAGGUGGGGGACAUAGUCCUGGCCGUCAACAACAAGCCACUGGUGGAACUCAGCUAUGAGCGGGCUCUGGAGACCCUGAAGAAUGUGUCCCCUGAGAGCCACGCUGUCCUCAUCCUUAGGGGCCCUGAGGGCUUCACCACCCACCUGGAGACCACCCUGUCUGGGGAUGGACGUCAGAGGACCAUCAGGGUCACCAGGCCAGCCUUCCCCGCCGCCAAGUCCUACGAGCAUUGCUGUCCGUUAAGCCCCCUCAGCCCGGGGCAGGGAGGCAAAGACCUACAGCAGCUGAGUGCCAUCGAGAACCUGUCCUCCACCUCGGUGACCCCUUCCCGCAGAGAGGCCCUGCUCCAGAGGGGAGGGGUGCAGGCACUGAUCGCAGCCCAAGAUCCCAUGCUCAGAGACGGGGGCCGGGGGGCGCUGCUGCUGAACGGUGUGGAGGAGAACAACGACAUGCUGAAGGAGAUAGAGCCGGUGCUGCGGCUGAUCAAGAACAGCAAGAGGGAGAUCAACGGAGAGGAACAGAGGACCAUAGAGAGGAGGGACGCUGAGGUGCAGGUGGACCGGUGAGCUGAUCUAUUGACCCUGACCAUACAUAACUACGCAUACACAGUAGUACAUCACCACACACCACAACACAGUGAUCAUUUAGUUGGUUAGAUGGUAGAAUGAGAAUACUACUGCAGGCUAAUUAUAGAUCUCUACAUUUCUAGUGUUUCUUUUCACAUCAGGGAGCAGUUGGUCCGUGACGGAUAGAUAAAAAGGUUUCAAUCUGAUUCUUGCAGUUAUUUUCUUUGGAGAGCUCCUAUUGGUGCAAAACACUAAUGUCCAAACCCACUCAAAGGCCUGCAGUAGUGAUUGUACUGUAGACACGGACAUCUUACAUCUCCUGUGUACAUGUAUCCAAUCUAAAUCUGAUUGAGAGAGCAUGGUACAUACAGUAGUUCAAUCAAUAGCACUGAGUCGACCCCCUAUGUGUGCUCUGCUGGCUCCCAUCCUCAAAUGAAUCAUAGCUUUUUUGGAAAAUGGAUGUAAUAUGCACUUUAAGUCUACCUCAAACCAAAGCACUGUGGAAAUUCUAUUGUGGUUGAUUAAUAGCUAUGGUACUUUAACACAAAUUAGCUUUAAAUGCAUCCUGUAUUUUAGACGGGCAGACUGAAAACGUGUUGGCAUUUGAGACAGGAAAGAGUCGGCUAGCUAACCUGAUUUCCUUGUUAGGGCUAUGAUGACGUUCAGAUAUGGCGAAGCUCGAUCACUAAAGAGGCUCUCCAAAGAGCACCCAAUAGAGGUGAAGGAUUAUAGAAAAUGAAAUUGCGGUAUUGGGUAUUGACUCAGCCUUCACUGUUAUCUGACUAUUUGCGCAGUAUCAUCUUGCUAAUAAGUUGAUAGCUGUUGAACUGAAAUAGAACAGCACAUUAACUAGAAGAGCUAUUUAUACCAAAAGCUGUUUUCACGCUGAAGGCUCUAUUUUCGGCUGGAGCUACGUUGCUUGCGUUGAUGUGGGAGGGGUGGCAAUAUUUGAUGUGUCCUUGAAAACAAGCGCAAAAGUGAAAAAUUCAUGCAGCGCAUAUUGGGUGAUUUUUAAGACCAACGAAAAGCAGGUUGGUAAAUAAAAAUCCAUGUAGGCUACGUGUCCAUAUGCCCAUCAUGAAAUGAGAGAUUAGAUAAUGCUAGUUGACCUUGUAUUUAGAACUUAUAAAUACAAGGUCAAAAACCAAAGCCUCCAUAGGCUACCCUUAAGUGUAUGCCUAUAGGCUAUAACGAAGGCUGGUUCAACAGCAAACCAUAUACACUACCAGUCAAAAGUUUGGACACACCUACUCAUUCGAGGGUUUUUCUUUAUUUUUAUUAUUUUCUACAUUGUAGAAUAAUAGUGAAGACAUCAAAACUAUGAAAUAUCACAUAUGGAAUCAUGUAGUAACCCAAAAAGUGUUAAACAAAUCAAAAUCUAUUUUAGAAUCUUCAAAGUAGCCACCCUUUGCCUUUGACAGCUUAACACACAGUCUUGGCAUUCUUUCAACCAGCUUCACCUGGAAUGCUUUUCCAAAAGUCUUGAAGGAGUUCGCACAUAUGCUGAGCACUUGUUGGCUGCUUUUCCUUCACUCUGCGGUCCAACUCAUCCCAAACCAUCUCAAUUGGGUUGAGGUCGGGGGAUUGUGGAGGCUAGGUCAUCUGAUGCAGCACUCCAUCACGCUCCUUCUUCGUCAAAUAGCCCUUAUACAGCCUGGAGGUGUGUUGGGUCAUUGUCCUGUUGGAAAACAAAUGAUAGUCCCACUAAACCCAAACCAGAUGGGAUGGCGUAUCACUGCAGAAUGCUGUGGUAGCCAUGCUGGUUAAGUGUGCCUUGAAUUCUAAAUAAAUCACUGACUGUGUCACCAGCAAAGCACCCCCACACCAUCACACCUCCUCCAUGCUUCACGGUGGGAACCACACAUGCGGAGAUCAUCCGUUCACCUACUCUGCGUCUCACAAAAACACGGUUGGAACCAAAAAUCGCAAAUUUGGACUCAUCAGACCAAAGGACAGAUUUCAACUGGUCUAAUGUACAUUGCUUGUGUUUCUUGGCCCAAGCAAGUUUCUUAUUAUUAUUGGUGUCCUUUAGUGGUGGUUUCUUUGCAGCAAUUCGACCAUGAAGGCCUGAUUCACGCAGCCUCUUCUAAACAGUUGAUGUGUCUGUUACUUGAAUUCUGUGAAGCAUUUAUUUGGGCUGCAAUUUCUGAGGCUGGUAACUCUAAUGAACUUAUCCUCUGCAGCAGAUGUAACUCUAGGUCUUCUAUUCCUGUGGCGGUCCUCGUGAGAGCCAGUUUCAUCAUAGUGCUUGAUGGUUUUUGCGACUGCAGUUGAAGAAACUUUCAAAGUACUUGACAUUUUCUGUAUUGACUGUCGUUUCUCUUUGCUUAUUUGAGCUGUUCUUGCCAUAAUAUGGACUUGGUCUUUUACCAAACAGGGCUAUCUUCUGUAUACCCCCCCUACCUUGUCACAACACAACUGAUUAGCUCAAACGCAUUAAGAAGGAAAGAAAUUCCACAAAUUAACUUUUAACAAGGCACACCUGUUAAUUGUAAUGCAUUCCAGGUGACUACCUCCUGAAGCUGGUUGAGAGAAUGCCAAGAGUGUGCAAAGCUGUCAUCAAGGCAAAGGGUGGCUACUUUGAAGAAUGUCAAAUAUAAAAUAUAUUUUCAUUUAACACUUUUUUUAGUUUUUUGGUUACUACCUGAUUCCGUAUGUGUUAUUUAAUAGUUUAUGUCUUCACUAUUAUUCUACAAUGUAGAAAAUGGUAAAAAAAAAAAAAAAACUUGAAUGAGUAGGUGUGUCAAACUUUUGACUGACUGGUACUGUGCAUUCGGAAAGUAUUCAGACCCCUUGACUAUUUCCACAUUUUGUUGCCUUACAGCCUUAUUCUAAAAUUGAUUAAAAAAAACACAUUUAAUCAUCAAUCUACACACAGUACCCCAUAAUGACAAAGCAAAAAGAGGUUUCUUGAAGUUUUUGCUAAUUUAUAUAAAAAAAUACACAUUUACGUAAGUAUUCAGACCCUUUACUCAGUACUUUGUUGAAGCACCUUUGGCAGGGAUUACAGCCUCAAGUAUUCUUGGGUAUGAUGCUACAAGCUUGGCACACCUGUAUUUGGGGAGUUUCUCCCUUUAUUCUCUGCAGAUUCUCUCAAGCUCUGUCAGGUUGGAUGGGGAGUGUCGCUGCACAGCUAUUUUCAGGUCUCUCCGGAGAUGUUCGAUCGGGUUCAAGUCCGGGCUCUGGCUGGGCCACUCAAGGACAUUCAGAGGCUUGUCCCGAAGCCACUCCUGCGUUGUCUUGGAAGGUGAACUUUCGGCCCUGUCUGAGAUCCUGAGGAUCACCAAGGAUCUCUCUGUACUUUGCUCCAUUCAUCUUUCCCUCGAUCCAGACUAGUCUCCCAGUCCCUGCUGCUGAAAAACAUCCCCACAGCAUGAUGCUGCCACCACCAUGCUUUACCGUAGGGAUGCUGCCAGGUUUCCUUCAGACUUGACGCUUGGCAUUCAGGACAGAGUUCAAUCUUGGUUUCAUCAGACCAGAGCAUCUUGUUUCUCAUGGUCUGAGAGUCUUUAGGUGCCUUUUGGCAAACUCCAAGCUGGCUGUCAUGUGCCUUUUUACUGAGGAGUGGCUUCCGUCUGGCCACUCUACCAUAAAGGCCUGAUUGGUGGAGUGCUGCAGAGAUGGUAGUCCUUCUGGAAGAUUCUCCCAUCUCCACAGAGGAACUCUGGAGCUCUGUCAGUGACCAUCAGUUUCUUGGUCACCUCCCUGACCAAGGCCUUUCUCCCCCGAUUGCUCAGUUUGGCCGGGCGGCCAGCUCUAGGAAGAGUCUUGGUGGUUCCAAACUUCUUCCGUUUAAGAAUGGAGGCCACUGUGUUCUUGGGGACCUUCAGUGCUGCAUACAUUUUUCGGUACCCUUCCCCAGAUCUGUGCCUUGACACAGUCCUGUCUCGGAGCUCUACGGACAAUUCCUUCGACGUCAUGGCUUGGUUGUUGCUCUUACAUGCACUGUCAACUGUGGGACCUUAUAUAGACGUGUGUGUGCCUUUCCAAAUCAUGUCCAAUCAAUUGAAUUUACCACUGGUGGACUCCAAUUGUAGAAACAUCUCAAGGAUGAUUAAUGGAAAGAGGAUGCACCUGAGCUCAAUUUCGAGUUUCAUAGCGAAGGGUCUGAAUUCUUAUGUAAAUAAGGUAUUUCCGAAUGCACUGUAUAAGAACUACUCUUGUUAUUUUUGAGUUUCUGAGUUUUUUUAAUUUUUAUAGCCUAUAUCUUUUGGUAACCCAUUCAAUUUUCCACCACAAAACAAUGGCCAAAAAGAGUAUAACCAGCUCGCCUGCUUUUACAGUAUGAUUUAACUAUUCAUGUUUAAUAUUGUUUUUACAAGAGUUCAGUCCACGUAACAGGGUUGACCUUAAAAUGACGGACUUUAUUUUUUUUAUUUUUUUUGUGCCUAAAAUGAAUCUGUAAUGAAAUAAUAAUUUUCAGAAAUUAAUGUUAUAGCAAACAAAAUAACUAGGGCCUUACAAUGAUGGUGAAAACCUGGAGAAAUGUUUGGGUUAAGUGCGUUAAUCUUUAUACUGUAGAAGUGAGGGUGCACAGAGGGUCAUGUCAAAAUGCAUAAUUUUUGCACUUUAGCAAGUCUUUUAUUCAUUUAUAAAACUUUUUUUUUUUUUUUUCAUGUGGUCUAUAUUAAAUGGCACUUCAUUUAAUAUAGCAGGCUUUUACAAUUCAAUAUUGGUGCAUAAUGUCUACUUAACAUAUCAAAGGGACUCAUUUCAUGGAAAGACCCAGAUGUUAGUUAGAUGUAUAUCUGCUUGCCCAUAGAUGUUAGUUAGAUGCUGUACUUCAUCUGUAUGUUGUUUUUAAUGGAAUUGUUUCUCUAAGUGUUUUUUAGUUGGGGUUAGGGUAAGGGGGUUAGGGUUAUUGUUUCUGUACGUCUGACACCACAGUAACUGUCAUUGCAUUAGUAGUAAAUUAGUUAUUGUAUGUUACGCAAUUGUUUGGCAAGAUCUCAGUGUUUUGAUUUAGUUCAGGGGAGCGUUUCAUCUAUGUUUUGAUGUCUCUCAAAGUGAAGACGUAAUAGGGGGUUUAAGACCAGAUGUUAACACACACAGACCCCUACCUUAAACGGAAAUAUAUGUGCCUUGCAGGGACCUUGGUAUGGGAAACGGUAUGUCACCCCAGCUGGCGUCUGAUAAGGAUAGUGUGUGUGAAGACCUGUGGAGGAAGGACAACAACAUGCAGACAGUGCUCACCAACCCUUAUUCUGAGAAGGACAAGGUAAAAACACUCAACUAUGUUUGUGUGCACUCUUAGGUUCUAGACAGCACCUUUUUUUCCCCCUAAGGAAAACACUUUUUGGUUCCAGGUAGAACCCUUUUGCUUCCAGGUAGAACUCUUUACACAGAUGGUUCUUCAUGGAACCCCAAAGGUUCUCCUAUGGGGACAACCGAAGAACCCUUUUGGAACCCUUUUUUCUAAGAGUGUGUGCAUAUUUUUAUGAGUGCAUCCACUUGUGAAAGUCUAUCCUCCCGUAUGUGUGUAAGCGUAUGCUAGCCCAUGGCUAUCUCCUAGAGUCGCACAUAACAUAUGCUUCUAUAACCUCCUAAUCUAUACAUUGCAUGUUCCUUGUUCUUGGAAUUCUUAGAGCUUCCUGUGACUGUGAAUGAGCAUCAUAACAAGGCAAAGCCCCUCUUGGCUCAAGAUCUCAUCACUUGGGCAUUCGAUCCUUCCAGCUGAUAGCUGUCAGAGCAUAUGAGACGUGUAAGCUGGAUUUCAUGGAGAGUCUGGUUGUGACUGGAGUGGAGAGAGAGCCAGACCCCUGGCUCUGUGUGUGCGUCUACACGCACGUUUGCGUCAUAAUCCGUACAUGGCCCCAUGAUGAUCCACCCACUUGUGACGUAGGCUGGGCUGCUUGAACCGCCUGCUCUCGUAGUGAAUGAGGCCGGAUGGAGAGAAACGAUCGACGGAACUAUUGAAUGUGUGCAGCUGUGGUCGCCGAGGGAGAUGAUUCAUCUUUCGCCUCUGAUUUGGCCCUCUCCAAAUUAGGUAUUUUGAGGUUCCCUCCAUUUAGGUCUUUGAGGUCUGGAGGGAUACGUGUGCGUGCGUGCGUAGUGGGGAUCUACCAUUUGAUUCUCUCAGCCAUUUUCCAUAUUUCCUUGAUCAUUUGAUGGUGAAGCAGGGCGUCCAUCUGUUGUGCAAUACGUCAUUCUCCAUCGUACGAGGGACCAGGAGAGACGGGAGGCUACAGAACUACCAAAUGACAAGGUUGUAGAGUUGAAAUUUGUAUUUCAUUAAGAUGGAAAGGGCUUGACGAUAGGCUUGGAAUGAUUCUUUUUCACCUUAGGGGAGGACUGUCCUGAACUCUGGCUGUGCCUUGUGCUGAGCUCACUGCUAAAGUUUCUACUGUAUCAUUGACUGGUUAAUAAGUAGAGGUGACAGGUUCUGGAGAUUUGGCUCUCCUUUGAUGCACCUCAGGAUAAGCAGAAGUAGCACCGUGCAAGAAGUUCUCUUGUCCUGUGUUCUUCUGCAUAAUAUCGCUGAAUAGAUCCAAGAGUUCAACCAGUCAAACUCUGUCAACUGAUAAAAUAAAUAUGUUUUUCUUCAUUCCCCCAAUUCAUGAUUCAUGUUAUUAAUGUUAAUUGAAGAACUUGUUCUCGCUCCUACUUACACUUUACAUGUUCAUUGUACUCAUCUGCCUUCCUCUGGCUGUUUGACUACGGGGGUAAUAAGCUCUCUUUCUGUGGCCUAGCUGCACAAUAAGCUUUCUGUAUAGAGGAACUUGGAUAUGAUGACAAUGGAACACGUUUUUAAUGCAUCCUAUCGCUGGCUGGGUGGGUGAGCGUUUCGUCUGGGCACAGAAUCACUUCUAUCGCUGAGGAAUCAAAAUUAAUUGACGGGUCUCCCCUCCUAUUCUCUGAAAUCAUUGGGCCUCGAUUGACGUUUUUGCAUUCAUCCCCUCAGCAAGCGCUACAAUUACACCUGUUGUUUGAGGUUCCUUCACCGCGUGGUUUCGCAAUCACUCCUCUUGAGAGAUGAUGAUGAUAAGAGGUAUUACAAGGUGUGGGAUAGAUUUCCUUUUGAUUUGAGGUUCAGCCGCAUGGAGAGAUCUGAGUACUUUAAGAGACUAGAAUCAAUUCAAUACAACAAUCAAACUUGUGGUAAAUUACAUUCAUUCAAGCAAUCAUCACAUAAUAACCACACCAUAGUAGACAAGCUGAGGGAGCUGGCAAUUAGCAGCCAAUCAUGCUAGUGUUUAAUGAUGCUGAUUACCUUUCUACGUGAUGAGGGGUGUGUGUGUGUCCUGUCUCUCACUGGCUGCGUUUACACAGGCAGCCCAAUUAUGAUAUUUUACCCUACUAUUGGCAAAAGAUUUGAUCUGAUUGGUCAAAAGACCAAUUGGUGGAAAAAAUAUCAGAAUUGGGAUUUAGACGGUAAGAGGCUGAGAAAAGAAUGCUGCUGGUGGACUUAUGUUGGCGCUCCCAUUUGGAGUCCGUGGUAGGGACCUUCUCUAUCGGUCUCUGGCUACGUUUACACAGGCAGCCCAAUUCAGAUUUUGUUUUUUUGCCCCGAUUUAUUGCCAAAGAUCUAAUCUGAUUGGUCAAAAGACCAAUUAGUGGCAAAAUAUCAGAAUUGUGUAAACAGCCUCUCUCUCGCUCUCCUUUUCCCUCUCUACCUAAAGUUCUUAUCUCAAACCUCUACUCAGGGGUGGGUUCGAAGGCCAUCUCAGUAGAAGCGUUAUGCGCUACUCUACAGACUAAAAUGUAUUAAUUAUCUUAAACAUCCGUCUCUUCCCUCCAGCCUCCAGCACAGGGGAGGAUCUCCCCUGACAAGGCUCUCCAGAAUGGCAGCCCCUCCAAAUGCCCACGCUUCAUGAAGAUCAAGAAUGUGGAGACUGGAGUCACGUACAACGACACUCUACACCACAGCUCUAGUAAGGUACGGAACGGUAUUUUCUUGUCUGCAGAACAGUGGCUUCCUCUCAUCAAUCAAUCGAUUAGUCAAUUAGCUAAUCAAUUAGCCAAUCAACUAACCGUUCAAUCAAUCCAAUCAGUUUGUACAUGUCUAGCCAUUUUCUUACAAAUACAUUUGUCACAAAGUGCUUAACUGCAACCCCCUAGCGCAAGACCUAAGCAUAUAGCCAUUUAUCUGAAUAGACAACUCUACAGCCGUCGGCUUGGUCUUUUAACAUCAGCCUAGCUAAUUACUUCAGCGACUUAUCGGACGACAGCCUACUAUGUAUCCCAAUGAAUAGGCUUCUAAUAGUGCAUCUUCAGAUGUAUAAUAUAUCACAUAAUGUUUUGUCUCAGCCAUAAAGGACAGCUGCGUGGCAUGAAUGCCCAGAGCCUUAUGGCGAGCGGAUGUUGUGAGGCGAGUGAUUUUAUUUUUAACACUCUGACUCCGCUCAUCACCCUCUUUUUUUUUUCCCUUUCUCUCUCAAUAUAUCUCUCUCGCUUUCUCCUUCCAUCACCUAGUCAUUCUCAGCGGCCGUGUAAUUGUGCAUGUUGUUUACUUCUGGGACUUUGCAACUUUAGCGAGCGUCACGUUGAAUUGGAUGGCUGGGGUUGGUUGAGCAGGGGAAGGGGGGUUUGGGACAUAACCUGAGUGGCUGGACAGUGCGGGUGGGUGCGCUGUUGAGUUAUUGUUACAUUUCCACUCUGGGUUUGUGCUCGGGCGACCGUUUUCUCCCUCUUUCCCCCUCUGCCACUAAUCUGGUGACUGCAUUAACAGCUACCCAAAGUGACAGCGCACUUCAAUUAUAAUUGUAUUCCUCUGACCAUACAAGGUUGGUCUGGGUGAUGAUCCGUCUCCUUUUUUUUCUGUGUGUGUGUUCCCCCUCUUUCCUCUGUUACUUCUCCUGUCUGUGUGUUCUCUGUGCUCAAUUGAAGGCUGCCACUAUGACUCAAUGACUAAUUCAGUCAUUCUGGACAUAUACGUCCAGGGGCAAUCUGCAGUUCAAACAAUUAGUGUCACCCGGCCACUGUUUUGGUAAAAAGCUGAGGGAUGGGGCUAGAGAAAUGUAACCGCUCUCAGAUUCAUAGACCGAGCUAUAGAUGCAAGGAAUGACCAUCCAUGAUAUUAAAUUCUUAACCAUGUUUUGAGGCUAUGUUUACUAACAUUGGCGUAAAACCAAGCUUAUAUUUUGGGUUCUGAUUGGGUACAACAGUUGAACUAAGCUCAUUGGGCAUUUAUAAGUUAUAUACCCAUUUUGAUUCUUGAAUAAUAUAGAAUUAAUUUAAAAGUCAAAGAAUGGAUGUACCAAUCGCAGAUUUAAUGGAAUGAUCAAUGAGCGGGCUUCAUGACAUUUUAAGUCAAGCACCCUAGACUUGUUGUUCUGACAGGAUAACAAGGGGGUGGUAAAUUACACUACUUUACUCUUACAUGAAUACGUCUGUAGGAGAGGGAGCGUAAAAGCGGGAGAAGUAGAGAUGGAGGGGGAAGUAGAGAUGGAGGGGGAAGUAGAGAUGGAGGGAGAAGUAGAUGAGAGGGUUUCCAAGUGCUAUGGAAUCCAUGUGAACUGAACAAAGGACCUGUGUCAGGAGGCCACAGGGGGCUGGGCUGUGUGAUCAGAUGGAAGCCACAAGGAAAUUCAAGGCUCUGAUGACUUAAAGCAUUGAUGUGAUGUCAUCCACAUUGCCUUUCAGUUGCCGCUCUGCACUGAGCGUGUGUGUUUCGGGUCCAUCAUGACACCUAGCCAGGGGAGCCGCAAGCCAGAUGAAUCUCGGACCAAAGAGGAGCUGCUGCCGCUGGCUACUGACUUCAUAGACCAGUACUACACCUCCAUCAAAAGGCAAGAAAGUUACACUGACCCUAUACUGUAGCUACUUUAAGAACCUUUGGAUGUACUUGCCUGCAUCCCUCAUUGCCAAAAUUCCCACCAGUAGUACAAAUGCAGUUUUGUUUUUCCUCACAUACAUUUGAUGCAAAUAGUAAUCUGUGUUACUUUAGAGUAUUUCUUUCUGUGCUUCUCAUGCAUCUGUGCACACAAUGUUUUAAUGCAAGAAAUACUCCAAAUCCAAUCCUUUUUACAUGUCCUUGUUUUACUUUACUCUCUGUCCUCGUUGCUGUGUUCAUCAGGUUUGGCUCGAAGGCCCAUGUGGACCGGCUGGAGGAGGUGACUAAGGAGAUUGGGGUGUCAGGGACGUACCAGCUGAAGGACACUGAGCUGAUCUACGGAGCCAAGCACGCCUGGAGGAACGCUGCCCGCUGUGUAGGACGCAUCCAGUGGUCCAAACUACAGGUAGGAAACUCAGAUUAAAUGCGCUGUGUAGGCAGGAUUCAGUGGUCCAAACUAUAGGUCAGAAACUCGAUGCUCAAUGUUAAAGUAACUGCCCAUUGUUUACCGAUUUUUAUGAAAUAUGACCUAUAAUUAGUUACAAUAUCAGUGAAAUAGUCUUCAAUUUAAAAAUAAGUAUGUUAAAGAUGCACUAUGCAAAAAUCACUCCUCCAUAUCCUGGUUGCUCAAAUUCUAAUAGUUAGCCUAAUUUCAGUUUAUGUGACAAAACAAGCAAGUACAGUGUAGAGGAUCAUUGUACCAUCUAAACUGCUGUGAAAUCUAUUUUCCAUAACCAAAAAUAUUGUAUUUUCAGCUGUUUUUGAAGCUAGUGUAUAAAACUGAAAGUAAAAGACUCAAAAACCAAACAUAUGCACAGGAAGCAUUAGAAAUAACGCUCAUAGAACAUAUCUACCGUUUCUUAGACUUGCUUUCAGUGAGAUUGACAGAUCUAUAACUCAUUUCUAUGUGAAUUUGGUCAGGUCACCCAAAAAAGUGACAUUGCAUCUUUUAAAAAGGAGAUUUUCGGUGUUGGAAUGGUGUGGGCGUACUCCAACAACAGAAUGGUGUGGGCGUAUACCAGUCAUAAAAAAUAUCCAUGCAAGUAGACUGCUGAUUGGCCAGCUCAUUCUCCUCAGGGAGAUAACAUCAUGUUCUAUGAGAAAAUGGCAAGCAUUUUUGGUGUGUUUGAGAUACAACAGUCUGUUUUGAGGUGUUUUUUUCUUUUUUAAAGUGUUUAUUUUUUCAGAUUUAUGCUUUGGCCACAUGAGUCAACAACAUUAUUUGGGUAUGAGUCAACAACAUUACUUGGGUAUGAGUUAACAGAAUAUGAACUUUUAAAAGUGAGAUUUUCACUGGGCGGUUAUAUUAAAAUCAAAUCUCCCUACCAUCACAUCUAAGCCAAUAUGACAUCAAUUACGAUAAACUUAAAAAAUCAACUUGGCUGGAGGUACACAACACAUUCCCCGCCUCUCGUAAUGAUCCGUGAAUAUUCAUGAUCUGUGUAAUCUAGCAAUAUUUGUGAUUUAAUAUGUGCUGAAUUAUAAAAGUUUGAACUUUGAAAAAUAAAUGCAUUGCAGAGUGAUGUUUCACCAUUUCAACAACAUAUUGGCUGUGAUGUCGCUACACAUGUUGAUGGAGGCAGGCCAGACAUCGCAGGUCAAACGUUAGUAGUGAAACAAUCAAAUAAACGCUGAUGAUGAAAGUGAUAUCUAAUGGGAAUCAAAUCACACUAAUGGAGUAUGCCGCUAUUCAUUUUUUCCCCUAACAAUAUAGCAUAAAUGACAACAUGCUUUCACUGAGGUCCUUGGAUUCUUUGUGUUGAGUUGUUUGUAUGAGUGACGAAGACCUUCAGGUCGAAACAUUGCACUCAAUUAAACUGUGGUAGCAUUUCCUAUCCCACUGGGCACAGACAUCAGUUCAACAUCUAGUUUUGGAUUUGCUCAACUGAAUGUAAAUCAAUCAGUUUUCCAAGUUGAUUCAACGUCCUCACGUAGAUUUUUUUGAGGGGGUUUGAAAUGACGUGGAAACAACUUUUGAUUCAACCAGUUUUUGCCCAGCGGGAUCAUUACAUGAUUUUCUAACAGGUAUUCGAUGCCAGAGACUGCACAACGGCUCAUGGAAUGUACAAUUACAUCUGCAACCACAUCAAGUAUGCCACUAACAAAGGCAACCUGAGGUGAGUCGGCAGUGUUGUCUGUCCCUGUGCCUUUUUCUCAAUGUUGUCUGUCGGCCUCUUUUCUGUGUUUAUUUCCUCUCUAUGCUCGUCUGGUCUGUCACUCUCUUCCCUUUGUCCAGUUUCUCUAUCUGGCUCUCUUUCUGUUUUAUCUCCCUCCCUUUCUGUCACCUUGAAUCUCUCUGUCUCUCUCUUUGUCUCCCUCUGUUCCCUGUCUGUCAAUCUCAACUGCGUCUCUCUAGUGAGGUAGACUUUCCUCCCAGCCAGGAUCAGUCCAAUACAGCUCUGCCAAGCCUAACCACACACCAUGACACCAAGUCUUUACUCCCCAAUUAAUAAACAACAUAGGGGGGUUAGUUGAGCCACACGUUGCUUCUAGGAAACUAUACACAAAAGGUCCAAAAAAUUGAUUUUCACAAAGUCAAAUUAAUUUGUUAUAGGUUUCCUGAUGCUAGAAUAUGAGGUCCUAAACCAAGCAUUAAAGUGCAUUCUUGUAGCAGUGUGGGCUAAUGUAGUUACAAUGUUUGCCUUGGUAAGUUGAGCCAAUGGCCACCAUACCCCAUACAAAUGAUGAUUUUACAUUUUGUCCGCAUAAUAUGCGUAGUAUUUUUACAAUGUGUCAUGCAUAGUGCAUUUUUAUUGUUACAGAGCGGACAUCAUCAUGCCCUGUGUAUACAAAUGUAAAGCAAGCGGAGGUGUAGCACCCCUUGAGGUUCUUAAGAGAGCAGCCAAGGACGUGAGGGAAGGGAACAAGUCCAUUCGAGCUGCAGCAAGGGAUGGGGGGAAAGCGAAUGAAUGACACUGAAGAGUUACAUUGACAAAAAAGAAAAUUAACAUGUACCUGUGCGAAAGAGAGGCUAUAAUAGAGUAGCAGAGCCAGAGGCACACAAGGUCUUAUCUGAUGACAUGGAGUCUGAGCUUGCUAAACAUAUCAAUAAUCUCGCGAACCAGUUUCAUGGGCUUAGUAGCCUCAAAUGCAGAGAACAUGCCUAUGAAUUGGCACAUGGAAACAACAUCCAUGUCCCAGACAACUGGUUAAUAAAUGGAAGGGUAAGUGAUAUUGAACAGGGAGAUCUAUAUCUGAAUGUAGAAUAUACCACACCCCAAUUCCAUGAAUUAAACUUUGACCUACCAGGACCAUCACCCACUGUCACAGGACUCCAUCACCCACUUACCCCAAGGCGGCUCAACUUACCCUGUCCCUAUGCUCAAUUUACCCCAUACCCGGGGUAAGUUGUGCCAAGAGACCACUUUUUGGGGGGACAAGCUAUGUUUUCAAGACGUAUGUUUUACAUGAAUUCUGAUUAUUUCCAGGGAUACACGACAUCCUGAAAUAUAUGUAGUUAUCUUUGUUAGAAAGAAUACUAUAUUUCCCUUGACGUAGUGGUGUAACAAAUGUCUCAACAUACCCCACUCUCCCCUACUUAUCAGUGUCUGACUCAUCACUGCACUGAGUCAAUUAACCUCACAUCACAUUCCCAAAGACCGCUGAUACUAUACAUCAAAGAAUACUUAGCCACAGUCAGCAUGUAGCAGAAGCCUGAUAGCAAAUCAGUUUGAGCUUUAGCCAACUCCUCUGUCGGGUUUGUGCAUGGCAUAACAACAAAUGAAGGAGUUGGCUGAAGCACAAACUGAUCUGCGGCCAGGCUGCUUCUUCUUAGAUUCAGACCCCAAAACAAUCUGAGUUUUUUAUAUUGUCAAUUCUCCUCUCAUUCUUUGGGCUUGUAUUGACUACGGAGGACACUAGUUUCUCUGUAAGGCAAGCAUAGAGAUUGGUGCCCAGAGACACAUGGUUCCUCUGGGACAGAGACUUACAGCCAGAUUAGUAGAAUCAACCCUUUUGCCCUGUCAUGGCAUUAGCUUAACCCAAAAGGAUAGGUUCAGUAGUGGGGAACUAAAGGUAACUGAGCUUUGGGCCCGUCAGCCUUCCUAACCUGCCUUACCCACAACCUCCUAAAUUAAACUUCCCUAAACCAUUAGACAUUAAUUUGUUGCAUUGCUAAUCUAUAGAUUCUGUCUAUAAACUCAUCAUUAAACUUUCUCUCUGGGGGCUGGUGGGUUGUUUUCUGUUUCUAUCCAGAUCUGCCAUUACCAUAUUUCCUCAGAGGACAGAUGGCAAGCACGACUUUCGGGUGUGGAACACACAGCUGAUUCGCUACGCUGGUUACAAGCAGCCCGACGGUCAGAUUCUGGGAGACCCAGCCAACGUGGAAUUCACUGAGGUACAGUAAAAUGACACUGUGGUCACUGUUAUUCAAUUAUUGUUCGUAAGAGUGAAUUAUUGUUCGUAAGAGCAUGGAAUAUGUGUCCCUCAUGGGAUUUGAAAUCGCAAACUUUGCCUUGUCAGUUUCAACCCACUGAACCACUUACAGUAGAUCACAAAACCUGAAAGUGUUCAAUGUCUUUAUAUAGCAUGCCUCCGAGCAAGGCCAAAGCUCUGACUAAAACUGGAGUGGAAACGACCAAACAGGAGUUACACAACUAAAUUACUUGAGUGAGUCCAUAUAAAAUCUUUAUGAAAUGUGUUGGUUUUGGUCACUAGAUCUGCAUCCAGCAGGGCUGGAAGGCUCCUAAGGGUCGUUUCGACGUGCUGCCCCUCCUGCUGCAAUCCAAUGGGAACGACCCAGAGCUGUUUGAGAUCCCUCAAGACCUCAUUCUGGAGGUGCAGAUCACACACCCCAAGUGAGUGCGACCACACAUACACACGUCCAAGUGUCAAACACAGAGUGAUACACGAACAGUCUUAUGGCUUGGGGACAUUAAAAACUGUAUCUUAUGUUUCACCAAGUCGUGGCUAAACGGAGACAUGAAUAACAUACAGCUGGCGGAUUAUACACUGUAUCGGCAGAAUAGAACAGCAGCCUCUGGUAAGACUAGGGGUGGCGGUCUAUGUACAUUUGUAAACAACAGCUGGUGCACGAUAUCUAAGGAAGUCUCAAGAUUUUGCUCGCCUGAGGUAGAGUAUCUCAUGAUAAGCUGUAGACCACACUAUCUACCAAGAGAGUUUAUCUGUAUUCUUCAUAGCUGUCUAUUUACCACCACAAUGCUGGCACUAAGACCGCACUCAAUGAACUGUAUACGGCCAUAGAAAAACAGGAAAACGCUCAUCCAGAGGCAUCGCUCCUAGUGGCCGGGGACUUUAAUGCAGGGAAAAUGUUUAUCCGUUUUACCUCAUUUCUACCAGCAUGUUAAAUGUAUAACCAGAGGGGGAAAAAACUCUAGACCACCUUUACUCCAGAGACGUGUACAAAGCUCUCCCUCGCCCUCCAUUUGGCAAAUCUGACCAUAACUCUAUCCUCCUGAUUCCUGCUUACAAGCAAAAACUAAAGCAGGAAGCACCAGUGACUCGGUCAAUAAAAAAGUGCUCAGAUGAAGCAGAUGCUAAGCUACAGGACUGUUUUGCUAGCACAUACUGGAAUAUAUUCCGGGGUCCUUCCGAUGGCAUUGAGUACACCACAACAGUCACUGGCUUCAUCAAUAAGUGCAUCGAUGACGUCGUCCCCACAGUGACUGUACGUACAUACCCCAACCAGAAGCCAUGGAUUACAGGCAACAUCCGCACUGAGCUAAAGGGUAGAGCCGCCGCUCUCAAGGAGCUGGACUCUAACCCGGAAGCUUAUAAGAAAUCCCGCUAUACCCUCCGAUGAACCAUCAAACAGGCAAAGCGUCAAUACAGAACUAAGAUCGAAUCGUACUACACCUUCUUCGACGCUCGUCGGAUGUGGCAGGGCUUGCAAACUAUUAGACUACAAAGGGAAGUACAGCCGUGAGCUGCCCAGUGACACAAGCCUACCAGACGAGCUAAAUUACUUCAAUACUCGCUUCGAGGCAAGUAACACUGAAACAUGCAUGAGAGCAUCAGCUGUUCCGGACGACUGUGUGAUCACGCUCUCCGUAGCCGAUGUGAGUAAGACCAACUGGCACGUGUCUUCACUGACAUCUUCGACCUCUCCCUGUCUGAGUCUGUAAUACCAACAUGUUUCAAGCAGACCACCAUAGUCCCUGUGCCCAAGAACACUAAGGUAACCUGCUUAAAUGACUACCGACCCGUACCACUCACAUCUGUAGCCAUGAAGUGCUUUGAAAGGCUGGUCAUGGCUCACAUCAACACCAUUAUCCCAGAAACCCUAGACCCACCCCAAUUUGCAUACUGCCCCAACAGAUCCACAGAUGAUGCAAUUUCUAUUGCGCUCCACACUGCCCUUUGAAAACAUUUGGCAUGGGUCCUCAGAUCCUCAAAGUUCUACAGCUGCACCAUCGAGAGCAUCCUGACUGGUUGCAUCAUCACCUAGUAUGGCAACUCUUGGCCUCCGACCGCAAGGCACUACAGAGGGUAGUGCGUACGGCCCAGUACAUCACUGGGGCCAAGCUUCCUGCCAUCCAGGACCUCUAUACCAUGCAGUGUCAGAGGAAGGCCCAAAAAAUUGUCAAAGACUCCAGCCACCCUAGUCAUAGACUUCUCUCUGCUACCACACGGCAAGCGGUACCGGAGCGCCAAGUCUAGGUCCAAGAGGCUUCUAAACAGCUUCUACCCCCAAUUAGCAGUGCCCCCCCCCCCCCCCUCCCCCCCUCUUUACGCUGCUGCUACUCUGUUUAUUAUCUAUGCAUAGUCACUUUAAUAACAUAUUACCUCAACUAACCAGUGCCCCUGCACAUUGACUCUGUACAGGUACCCCCUGUAAAUAGCCUCGCUAUUGUUAUUUGUACUGCUGCUCUUUUAAUUAUUUGUUACUUUUAUUAUUAUUUUUUUGGGGGGGGUGGGGGGUAUUCUUUCUUAAAACUGCGUUGUUGGUUAAGGGCUUGUAAGUAAGCAUUUCACUGUAAGGUCUGUUGUAUUCGCAUGUGACAAAUUACAAUUUGAUUUGAACAGAGGCUGGGUUGGGGUGUGUUCCAAUUGCCACACUAGCAUACCACUUAAAAUGAAACAAUGUACUGGCCAUGUUUUUACAUAGACAGAAACACUCACACACUCCCCCACAAUGUCACCAGUCUUCAGGCACAGAGGGAGUUUCAUCCCCAGUACAUCCCAGAACUGGCCCUCUCCCCAAACACCCCCUGCAUCAGUUUAGUUGGCCUUAACUCUGCUCUGUUGCCAUCUUGGCUGCUGCUGCCACUAGCAUCUCAUCAUUACAUGAAGCGUGAUGGCUCUCUGCUACUGCGUAGACCGUCCCCCAGGGGCAACUCAGAGCCUGUGUAGUACCAGGUAGAUGGAUGUAGGGCCAGUAAUUUCAGAAGCGAUUACAAGUGUUUGUGCUGUGAGCAUGUGAUAAUGUUAGUUUUGGCUGCACUCCUGUACUUCUUGGCUGUGUAUCUAUGAACUACAGUGUAGGAGCAAAUUGCCUUGUAAAGCAAUACACACCACAUCACAGUCGGCAGAUCUGUAAACUUUUCAACUCUUAGCUGUAUAGAAUUGUUGCACCUUGAGUUGAACAACAUAAGUCAAGUCAGUUUAAGCUGUAUAUAAUAUGUACCCUUAAACAUCCUCUACAUACCUUGAAUGCUAGCCUAUUCGUUUGAAUGAAUUAAUCAAGUUAUGUCACAUUCACCAUCUCUCCUCCAAACCUUGACUGUUAUUCAUUUGAAUGCAUCUCUUUGUCCUUCUAUGCUUCGGCAUACAGGUAUGAUUGGUUCAAGGACUUGAAUCUGAAGUGGUACAGCCUGCCUGCUGUAUCUAGCAUGCUGCUAGAGGUGGGGGGGCUGGAAUUCACCGCCUGCCCCUUCAGUGGCUGGUACAUGGGCACAGAGAUCGGAGUCAGGGACUUCUGUGACAGCUCUCGCUACAACAUCUUGGAGGUAUUAUGA